AAUAUUCGGAUAUUUCCGACGUUUGCUCAAUUAAUGGGUUUUAUUCGGCCUUUAAUGUUCGAACGUCUCAGGGACCUGAAAGAUUGUCAAUGGUACUUCCAAACAUCAAAAAAAAGCAUAAAAUCAAGCUCGGAUCUUUGUUCAAGGGCACAUUUUUUUCCAAGGGCGGUGGUAGCACAGAAAAGUUUGAUACCGAAAAUAAGGCUACUUAUGAGCUAUCCAGAUUUGUGCACCCAAUUGAGGCAUUGUGCAAGGCACGAGAUGUUCUCGUUGAAUCUGCUCUGAUGGAAGAGACCAGUCAAAGUCUCGUCACCACGCCCGGUGCUGCAAACAUGGCAUCCGGAAAAAAUGUAUAUGCGACAUCUAACUCUGUUCGGCACAGACAAGAGUGGAAAAACGCUGCCAUAGCUGUUGAUUCAUCAAUAGAAGCGGGACAGGCUGCAUUUGAGCCAAAGGCCUUAAUAUUUAUUGUUGGCGGGAUGACCAGCUCCGAGGUCAGGGUUUCUUUUGAAAGAAGCAAAGGCCAUAUUUUACUUGGAUCCGAUUUCUUUAUCACGCCAACAGACUUUUUGGCAUCUUUGGCAGAAAGUGGCAAGCUAUGCAAGGGAUAA
This is a messenger RNA of Mitosporidium daphniae, 611 nucleotides long. RefSeq names its product Sec1 family protein A. The record is from RefSeq and is a predicted model, not a curated record. NCBI's taxonomy places the organism in Eukaryota, Fungi, Microsporidia. Gene Ontology annotation, biological process: vesicle-mediated transport. The annotation marks the transcript as partial. The transcript is spliced from 2 exons.